AUGUAUGGACUUACACGCCGGCCAGUCCAAUACAACAAUGAUUCUCCAUCAAUCUCAGGCCAUGGCCGCUCGCAGAUUUUCACGCCUGUCACUUUACCGUCUGGCGCUACGCUGAAGAACCGUUUGGUAAAGGUUGCCAUGUACGAGCACCUCGCGGCCAUCUUCGGUGGCCCUCCUAAUGCGUUGCAUUGCGCUUUGUACUCGACGUGGGCGAAGGGUGGGUGGGGGAUGGUUAUUUCGGGGAACGUGCAGGUUUCUGGGCAACAUUUGACGCUGGGUCGCGAUAUGGUCAUCCCGCGCACGCUCUCAGCGGAUAGUUUGCGACCGUUUCAACAAUUGGCCGCGUCGAUACGUGGUGACGCUCAGGCGAAAUCUUCAGAUGACCUCGGAGGUCCGCUGGCUAUCAUGCAGCUCUCGCAUGCAGGCCGUCAAUCUCCUACCAUACUUGGGGGUCGCCCACCAUUCGUACCAGCACUUGCACCGAGUCCGCUCGCUCUCGGCCAACCGAGCCGAUCGUCAUCACACGUAAAUGCGAAAUAUGGAUGGUUUUCUCGGCUCAUUCUGCGUGCCGCUUUCCAAACCCCUCAAGCGAUGACGGCGAGCGAUAUCGAAGAGGUCAUAGACGGCUUUGUUAGAGGCGCCAGGGUCGCGCUAGAAAGUGGUUUCAACGGUAUAGAACUGCAUGCAUCACAUGGGUGUGAGUUCGUCUUUACAUUCGUUGACUUGCCGAUGCAGAGCAACAUUCGCAGGGACGAAUAUUCAGCGGAAACAAAUCCACUUCACCUGCUUCACCGCAUCACAGCUGCUAUUCGAGCCGUUGUCCCGUCACACUUUGUCCUUGGUGUCAAGAUCAACUCUGCCGAUUACAUCGAUGCAGGCUCAUCAUCAGCGAACGGACAGGUUGGCCUGGGGACCGAAGGGCGUGCUGUGGGUCACGUCGCAGAAAUCGCCAGUUGGGGAAUGGUGGACUUCAUUGAGAUCAGCGGUGGUGAUUAUGAGAACCCAGAAUUUAUGGCCACGUCUGGUCAAGCACUCUUUUCCCGGUUUGCUCGUCGGGCGCGCACUGCUGUCCAAAACCUCGGCCCCUCCGCAUCCACGCUUCCCCUCAUCUUACUCACAGGUGGACUUCGAUCUCCUGAGAUCAUGAACGAAGUCUUGCUCCAAGGGCAUGCAGACAUACUGGGUAUUGGAAGGGGAAGCGUUCUUCGCCCUGACUUACCUCGCGUUCUGUCCUCCUACCUUGAUCAGCCAAGUGGCGCUGGCGGCCCGGUUUCCCAUCAACUCUAUGAGAGUAUCGUCCCAUCGCUGCCCGACCUAUCUUAUCCUAAUACGCCUAUCGUCCAUGCGCUGAGCCGCAUCUUUACCUCUCUUGGAAUCUUCCCGCUUCCAAAAUUGAUUGGCGCGGGACUAGGGAUGGCUUGGUAUGUUGUGAUGAUGAGAAGGUUGGCUAGAGGGCGAAGAGCAGACUACAAGAUGGGCGGGAUCCAGGCGAUGGUUGCAAUGUGGGCAAAAGAAAUGCAGGUGAUCUUCGUUUUGUUGAUUUUGGUGGCGAGCAGUGUGAGCGUGUGGAUGUAUAGAACACCGGGCUGGGGACGGAAGGUUCAGGACGGGCGGAUUCCUGAACAUGCACUAUAA
This is a messenger RNA of Heterobasidion irregulare TC 32-1, 1635 nucleotides long. RefSeq lists its product as uncharacterized. The coding region runs from base 1 to 1635 and encodes 544 amino acids. Lineage: Eukaryota; Fungi; Basidiomycota; Agaricomycetes; Russulales; Bondarzewiaceae. The record is from RefSeq and is a predicted model, not a curated record. The transcript has 3 exons. Gene Ontology annotation, molecular function: oxidoreductase activity; FMN binding.